This is a messenger RNA of Caenorhabditis elegans, 894 nucleotides long. It is a transcript of the gene srbc-42, whose product is annotated as Serpentine Receptor, class BC (Class B-like). Bases 1 to 894 code for a protein of 297 amino acids. The transcript has 6 exons. The record is from RefSeq and is marked reviewed. NCBI's taxonomy places the organism in Eukaryota, Metazoa, Nematoda, Chromadorea, Rhabditida, Rhabditidae.
AUGGAUAAUCAGCCUAUCAUGAAUGUCUCAGCUUUAAUAGUCACUGCAAUUGGGGUAUUUUCGUCGUUGUUCGCAUUUGCUAUGAACAUUUAUAUUCUGAAAAAUUUUGAAAGGAAAAAAAACGAUAUGGCCCUGUUCCGGUUCCGAUUUUUUUUGGACGUGGUUCUUGGUAGCACUACUGCGGUUUAUCUAGCAUCAAUGGGAAUAUCCGCAGUCUAUAUAAAAGAAUCUACCGAGUUUGCCAAUUUCGUAUUUCAUAUAGGAUUUUUCACCUCAAAUAUUGGAGUUAGCCGAUCACUUAUUACUUUAGCAAUUUCAAUUGAAAGAUUUGUCGCCGUUUAUUUCCCAAUAUUAUUCCUCCAAAAACAUCCAUUCUUCCCGAACUCGGUGAUUCCGAUCAUUGCAAUCGGCUACGGUGUCUUCGAGUAUCCAGUUUUGUAUAGUUUUUGCAAUUUUGAACUCAAUAUUCCAUACGGAUGCGUAACUCUUAGCUGCUCACUGAAUUUAUGCUUUUAUCAAUAUUGGACAACUUAUAAAACGAUCGUGUAUAUUCUGACUUUUUUAUCCACGAUUGUUUUGACCUGUAAGCUUUUGCUGAAAAUCCACGAAAGUCAGAGCAACAAUUUGACUCGAGCGAAUCGACUUGCACUCAUCGACUGUAUUGUCAUAUUUUUGUUUGAUUUUUUCCCAAUAUUAUUUGAAAAACUAGUCACUCAGAAAAAUAUAUUCACUCCUCGGAAUUUGGGCUCCUACAGCACCGUCACCAAACUGAGCGGUUGCGCUGUUGAGGCGUUUUUAGUUUAUCGGACUGUUAUUAGAAAGCAAGAUUUUGUGAAUGAAGCGACAACAAGCAAGGUUUCAAGCAUUUUAGUUGUGAAGAAAGUUACGUCUUGA